CUCUCUUCAUCCUGAAAUGAUUGCCCAGUUUAGAUUUUCAUUUUCAGCUCAAACUGCACUAAAAAUAAAAUCUAAACAGGACAAUAAUUUUGGAACAGAGGAAUUAUUAAACUUAAAAAAUGUAUGCCUCAAAAAAAAAAAAAUCAUGUCACAUAAUGCAAUAUUUGGUACACAAAAUAUGAGAUUAAAUAUCUCGUUUGUAAGAGUUGGACACAUUAGUGUGCAUUGGCCUAUAAAAACACCCCUCCACUAUCACUCUACUACAAGUGAAAAGCACAAAAACAUUCUACUUCUUCUCAUCCAUCUCUGAUCAAAUUUCAUUUACCCAAGUCAAACUUUAGUUUUUAUUUUUGAUUAUCAUGGCUGAAGAGAAGCACCACCAUGGCUUCUUCCACCACAAGAAAGAUGAUGAUGACGAGCAAGUGAAAACAAACUACGAUAACGACUAUAACACUAGUACUGAAACCGGCUACAACAAGUACUCCGGUGAUACCACCACCGGAACCGGGUACAACGAUCAAUAUUCCGGCGACACCACCACCGGGUACAACAAGUACUCCAGUGAUGAUACCACCACCGGUUUCGAUGACAAGUACUCCAGCGGUGGUGGUGGCGCAGCAGCUGGUUACGGCAGUGGCUACGGUACUGGUGGUGGUGGAAGUGAAUAUGGAAAUGAUCAAGCUGGUGGGUAUAACAAGUACUCCGGUGAUGAUACCACCACCGGCGGCGCUGGUUACGGUGGUGGCGCCACCACCGGGGGCGGAUACGGCGGUGGUGAUGUAGACGUUGAUGAUUCUGAAAAGCCAGAUUAUGAGAAAGAAAAGAGGCACCACAAAAGACUUGAGGAGGCUGGCGGCGUUGGUGCCCUAGCCGCUGGUGCAUUUGCUCUGUAUGAGAAGCAUGAGGCAAAGAAGGACCCAGAGAAUGCCCGGAGGCACAAAAUAGAGGAGGAGGUGGCCGCGGUGGCGGCGGUCGGAUCCGGUGGAUUUGCAUUCCAUGAGCACCACGACAAGAAGGAAGCCAAGGAAGCUGAGGAAGAAGCCGAGGGCGGCAAGAAGAAACAUCAUUUCUUCAACUGAUCAUUAAUUGAUUCAUCAUCCCCACCCGGGAUGAUCAAUCAAUCAUAUGCAUAUAGACGCGUUUAUAUAUGAGUGAAUCUAUAUGUUAUGGUUCCUCAUCUUUUCUACUAAUAUUCUUCCACUUUGUAUUCUGCUUUUCUGUGGAGUUUGUUUAGUGAAACCUGCCUAAAUAAGAGCUUUGUGUGUGGAGUUCUUGUUUGUUGUUUAUGUAAGGAUUUAUUUCUUUUUGUCUCAAAAUGAUUGUCAAUGUUUAUUGUAAUAUUUUGAGACGGAAGAGAUAAUUAGUUGUAAGUGGUGUUUCCUUUGUAAUGCACUCUCGCGUGAUCAGUAUAUAUUUUUGUAAUGUAAAUCUUUUGUAUUUGCCAAUCUCCUUUUCUUUUUCCUUUUUUCUUCUUCUUUUUUUGACGAAGCAUGAAUUUGUACGGUGCUUAGGACGGGCGGCGAUGAUGAUCUAGGCGA
Molecule: messenger RNA, 1538 nt
Organism: Oldenlandia corymbosa var. corymbosa
Lineage: Eukaryota; Viridiplantae; Streptophyta; Magnoliopsida; Gentianales; Rubiaceae
Source: the annotation of a GenBank genome assembly